Molecule: messenger RNA, 914 nt
Organism: Plasmodium knowlesi strain H
Lineage: Eukaryota; Apicomplexa; Aconoidasida; Haemosporida; Plasmodiidae
Product: SICAvar, type I (fragment)
Exons: 2
Source: RefSeq, a predicted model, not a curated record
GUUCAAGUUCAAAUUCCGCUUCUUCAGGUUCAGGUAGUGGUUGGUGGGGGAAAUGGGGUUUGGGUAGUUUUAGUAUUCCAUCACCAGUCGCAGCCGUUACUGCGGCUGCUUCUUCUAUAAAGAAUAGUGUACUUUAUGCUGGUGAAAAAGUGUGGGAUUUUGGGUCAAAUAUUAUUGAUAAAGUUCACACAGGAGUUGCGACUGCGGUUUCCCCAUUUACAUGGACGGCCACACUUCCUUCGGUCGCCAUUAGGACUGCUUCCAGUGUAGUAACCCCCGUUAUAAAGGUAGUUGAUGAUAUUGUAGGAAGUGAUGCACAACCUGUUCCUCCUCCUCAACCAGUCGAACCGGCUGCAUCGCCCGAACCAGCUCCCCCUACCCCCACCACGAACCCUACAAAACCUUGGGAUCGGCUUAUCCCUUUUGUUGCGUUGGCUCCUGCUACAGUUGCUAUUUCUAUUUUUUCCUACUUAAUCUGGAAGUAUUUUGCUCAACUGCGUAAGAUAAGACUCUACAGAAGAGCUCCUUUAAGAAUUCCCGGUCCAUCCGUACAGGAACAACUCCUUGAUCAUGUGGAAGAAGCUGGUCCACAUGAAUAUCGAUUGGUUAAAGAACGAAAACCUCCAUCUGUUCCAGCGAGAACAAAACGUUCUGGUCGCGAUCCUGCUGGUGGUGGUCGCGUGAAUCGCCGCACCAUUAUUAAAAUUCAUUUUGAACUGGUGGACGAAUGUCAAAAAGGGAACACAAAAUUGACUCAGAAUGAUUUUCUGGAACUUUUAGUUCGAGAGUUUAUGGGAAGCGAAUUUAUGGAAGAAGAACAGGUUUCUAAGGAAGAGGUUCUUAUGGAAGGGGUUCCUAUGGAAAGUGUUCCAAUGGAACGUGUUCCAAUUUUAGGUUCCGUGUUUAUGGUUUAA